This is a messenger RNA of Setaria italica (foxtail millet), 1782 nucleotides long. RefSeq lists its product as uncharacterized. NCBI's taxonomy places the organism in Eukaryota, Viridiplantae, Streptophyta, Magnoliopsida, Poales, Poaceae. The coding region runs from base 1 to 1782 and encodes 593 amino acids. The transcript has 13 exons. The record is from RefSeq and is a predicted model, not a curated record.
AUGCAGCCCCAGGAGCCAGCUGUGGAGGCCCAGAACAUGCAACUGGACAACUACCUGCCGGAAUUCCUUCACCCAAUUCAACCAGCUCAAGAGGCAGGCCCAGAUAACAUGCCAAACAACGACUUCAACCUCAACAUGUUCAGGGUAGAAUCUCUUUCAAACUCUGUAGCCGAUCCUGGAUGGGCCGACUGGCUGAGGGAGGGGAAAAAGGCAAGGAACACCAGUCCAAACCUGCAACAGCUAUGGGACAGAUUCUUCACAGUGGAUAGUUCCCCAGAAAAGCAACUAGCAACUCGACCAAGGAAAAAAUCUCAGCUGUUGCAUGAUGUCACCAGUGCUAUCAUCAAGUUGAAGAAAACCCAAGAAGAAUUCGCCAAGGAAAAGGCUUACAGCUCCAAAUUGCAAAUGCGGUUUGAUUCUGUCACGACUGAGCGGUGGAAUGAAAUCGCCAAGCACAAUGAGGAGAAAGACAAGCGGAUGAAGAAGAAUAGGGAUCUGGCCGCCAAAAACAGAGAGCUGGAAGUCCAUCUUAUGCAGGAGCAAAGUUCCCUCGUGGAUUGGACAAAUGGAGUAUACCGGCUCACUGAGGAACUCCAGCAAAUGAAGGAAGCAUAUGAAGAAUUGCAGAGCACCCACGACAAGGAAACAAGUGAAAAGAACAAGCUGAAUCGUGGUAAAGUCAAGUAUCAUCAGACUACGGGUUCUCGCAGCUAUGUGGCACACUUACAUGCAUAUAAGCAUCAGAGGAACAAUGCAGAACCUAGCACAGAUACCCAUGAAGAACUUGAUGUGGUGGAGGCCUUCACUUCCUGCCAUACCAGCUCCAAACAUGGUCUUAGUGAACCAGCAAGAGAAGUAGUUCUUAGUGAUGCUGCAGCCUUAGCAAUUGGAAACAAGCAUGCUGAUCAGGCUGAUCAUGUUCUGACUAAUAUGGAAGCUUUGAGGGCACAACCUGUGGCUGAAGGUGAGACAAGAGUAUCAAGUGUGCAGGUUGUGUCCCAGGUGCUCCCCAAGAACAGCUCAAACAGUUUCCUGAAGAGUGUUGGCAUCAAACCAGUGGGAACCUCCCAAGCAUCAUCAUCAUCAAAUGAAAUCGAGCUACGGGAACAACUAGCAGCUGAAGCUAAGGCUGCUGUACAAGAUGAACUCGAGGAUCUCAAGAAGAGAAGUGAAGAAGCUGAGGAGAAGCUGGCGAGGACAGAAAGAGAGCUGGAGGAGAUGAAGAAGCUGACUGAGAUUAACACCAAGGCAAUGGAGGAGAACAAUGCGCUGCUCAAGCGCUGUGGCGUCACAGGUAACUGUCUUCUUCUCCUACUUCAGGCUCUGGCGUUGCAGGAGGUCGUCGUGAUAGACGAGAACUACACCAUCAACGACGACCUAAGGGCCUGUGGCCUGCCAGGUGACGAUGAAGACGACAUGGCUGCCGGAGCCAUGGCACUCUUCGAUAGCUCUACUACUCUCAUCAAUGUGGAUGCUGCCGAUGCCGAAGGCUUUGGUGAGACAGAGGCAUUUGUGGAGUACAUCCAGCGUGUUCAUAACCCUCGUUUUGUUAAAGUUUCUAGACAGACCACUUCUAGAGAUCUUACCAAUCUAACUGGCAGGGUGAUUGAGGAGUGGUGCCAACGGUUGUUGUCAAAGACGGUGGAGAUGCUAACCUGCCUCAAGGAUUGGGAGUUGGGAGAUGCAAGCCCACAACAUGAUGUUGAGAAGGAGAUCAAUGAACUGGAGGAAACUUACAAAAGUCCCUACCCAGACCAAGAUGAAGGCCAAGCUAAUCAGUAA